UCGGGUAGUUGUCUGGGAAAUGGCGGCCGCGGGCUUGGUCGCUGUGGCUACAGCUGCAGAAUAUUCUGGCCCAGUAACGUCAGGAGGUAACCUCUCCGGUGUUAACUGCAGCCCAAGCUCUGGGGCAGGCCCCGGUCCUGGCCCGGGCUCGUGGAGCCGCUCCCUUGAUCGAGCGCUGGAGGAGGCGGCGAUAACUGGGGUGCUGAGCCUGAGCGGCCGGAAACUGAGGGAGUUUCCUCGGGGAGCGGCCAACCACGAUCUGACGGACACCACCCGGGCUGAUCUGUCACGAAAUCGCCUCUCAGAAAUUCCCGUAGAAACAUGUCAGUUUGUUUCUCUUGAGAAUCUCAACCUAUACCAAAAUUGUAUUCGGUAUAUACCAGAGGCAAUUCUAAACCUACAGGCUCUGACAUUCUUAAAUAUUAGUCGGAACCAACUGUCAACACUGCCAGUGCAUAUGUGUAAUUUACCAUUGAAAGUCUUAAUUGCUAGUAAUAACAAAUUGGUCUCACUUCCAGAAGAAAUCGGACAUCUCAGACAUUUAACAGAACUUGAUGUAAGCUGCAAUGAAAUUCAAACAAUACCUUCCCAAAUUGGUAAUUUGGAGGCCUUGAGAGAUCUUAAUGUAAGAAGAAAUCACUUAGUACGUUUGCCCGAAGAGCUGGCAGAGUUGCCUUUAAUACGUUUAGACUUCUCCUGCAAUAAAAUUACAACAAUCCCUGUUUGUUACCGGAACCUAAGGCACCUACAAAUGAUUGCCCUAGAUAACAAUCCAUUACAGUCUCCUCCUGCACAGAUAUGUAUAAAAGGCAAAAUCCACAUAUUUAAGUACCUGAACAUACAGGCUUGUAAGAUUGCUCCAGAUCUGCCAGAUUAUGAUAGGAGACCAUUGGGCUUUGGCUCCUGCCACGAAGAACUAUUCUCAGGUCGCCCCUAUGGAGCUCUUGAUUCAGGUUUCAAUAGUGUUGACAGUGGUGAUAAGAGAUGGUCAGGGAAUGAACCUACAGAUGAAUUUUCAGACUUACCUCUUCGAGUAGCAGAAAUUACUAAAGAACAAAGGCUACGAAGAGAAAACCAGUACCAAGAGAAUCGCAGCAGUUUAGUAGUAACAAAUGGUGGAGCGGAACAUGAUCUGGAUCAGAUUGACUACAUUGACUAUGCUGCAGAGGACGAAGAGGACGAGGCGAGACAGCCCAAGGGCCUGCACUCAGACAGCCUCAGUUCACAGUUCAUGGCAUAUAUUGAACAACGGCGGAUCUCUCAUGAGGGAUCACCAGUAAAGCCAGUACCCAUGAGGGAGUUUCAAAAAACAGAAGACAUGAGAAGAUAUUCACAUCAAAACAGGGUUCCAGUUGAGCCAUCUCUCGUGUCACUAUCACCAAGUCACAAUCAGGCAUCACAUACAGACUUAGAACUUCAUCGGAGAAGAGAACAAUUAGUGGAGCACACUCGGAGAGAGGCGCAGCUUGCUGCCAUACAGUAUGAGGAGGAGAAAAUACGGACCAAGCAGAUUCAGAGAGAUGCUGUCCUGGACUUUGUCAAACAAAAAGCGUCACACAGUCCACAAAAACACGCCCCCUUCAGUGGCGAGUGUUCCUUCCCAUCCAGAAGGUCUCAACACACUGAUGAUAGUGCCUUGUUAGUGUUGCUGUCAGGGUUGAAUCAAGUGGGCUGUGCUGCUACCCUGCCUCCUCCUUCUGCCUUCACAGCUGUUAAGAAUGAUGACCGAUCUAAUGCUGUAUCAAGUUCACCUACAACAGAAACAGGUCAUCAUUUCCCUGCAUAUUCUUUUCCUGCUGCUCUCCAGAGAAACCAGACCCAGCGCCCUGAAAGCUUCCUUUUCCGAUCAGCUGUCAGAGCCGAAACAAAUAAUAAAGGUCAUACUUCACCCCUUCUUUCAUCUUCUGCAACUACUACUGAUCCUACAGAUCCGAUAACAAGACAGAAUUCAAGGCAGAGAGAAGAAGAACUGGAAUCGAUAGAUCAACUACGGAAACAUAUUGAGUACCGGUUGAAAGUGUCUCUGCCUUGUGAUCUUGGAGCAGCUCUAACUGAUGGUGUUGUUCUUUGCCAUUUGGCCAAUCACGUGCGGCCUCGAUCUGUCCCAAGUAUUCAUGUUCCCUCACCAGCUGUGCCUAAAUUAACAAUGGCAAAAUGCAGGCGAAAUGUGGAGAAUUUCCUAGAAGCUUGCAGAAAAAUCGGCGUACCUCAGGACAAUCUUUGUUCCCCUUCUGACAUCCUUCAGCUAAACCUCAGCGUUAAGAGAACUGUUGAAACACUACUUUCUCUUGGGGCACAAUCAGAAGAAUCCAGUUUUGUCUCUCUGUCUAUGCAGCUUUUGGGUUUUGUGGCAUUUUAUUGUACUUUAAUGUUGACUCUCUGUAUGCUUUAUUACUGGAUCUUCCCCCUCUAGCAGCAAGAUUGCAUUCCAGUGGUUUUUCACCUCAUUCCUAUGUUUGGUAAAGGAGGUUUGUUUCUUUGUUCAGAAAUAUUCACACAGGUGCUUUUUCCUGGCCAUCAAAGAGUGAACCGAUAAAGUAGACUAAUCCUUUCCUCAUAUGUCCAGGUGAGCAGCGACCACAUUAGUUAGUGAGCGUUGAUGAGGACUAGAAAAGAGCAAAAGCAUUUUUCCCCUGGUCAUUCGACUAUUCUCCUGGCCUGUGGUCUUGUUUUUCGUUAAGUGCUGAAGUGUUUCUACUAAUACAAUCCUGAGCCCAUUCUUAGAAUAUGACUAAGAACUUUAUUUCCAAGUUACAUAGUAAAGUUCCCAUCUGGCCAUUUUUCCAUACCUGAACACAACUUAAGUGCUGAAAUUGUAAGUUGCUGAACAUUUUCAACAGCUGCUCAUAAGGGGAAUAGUUGUACCCUUUCUGGUUUAGGGGGCAUGUGGUCACUUAAAUCCUUGCAUUGAACUGGGCCCUGAAAUCUCCCUUUUGGCUCUUUGGCAUCUGGAAGGCACCAGUCAUUCAAUUUUUAAAUUUUUAAAUUGAUCAGAAUUUUCAGUCCAGAGGUCAGAUAGGUUCUCUAGAUUGUUUUCUGAGCCUAAUGUGUACGUUUUAGUACACAACAAGCAAAUGAUCUGGAACUGACUGCAGGGAUCGGCACCUGUCCAGAUUUACGAUGCGUUUAUCUUUAACUGAACUUCACUUCUAGAAUCCUACUGAGAAUUUAAAAUUGGAAUUUAUGUAACUUCCAAUACAGUUGGACCAUCUUAAUAGGUGAACUUGUAUUUUAUAGGUGUUGAGGAGAGUAUAUCAACAGUAGUAGUAGGUAAAGUAUUAGGCAGCAGUGAAUAUUGUCGCUUUCGGAAUGCUUAUUAGUAUAUUAGCUGCUAGCCUUAAUGCUUGAGACUACUUUAUAAUUGCAGAUUCUAGUUCUCAUAGUGUUUCUAAACAUUCAGGAAUCUCCCAAACUCUCUUAACAAAAUGAGACAACUGAUCACAAGUAUGAAGGAGUAUAUAACAUGCUGUUGUAGAAGUCAGCCUGAAGGUCUGAUUGCUUCCAUUUUCUUCCAUGUUUAAUGAGACAGUUACUUACCACAUUAAAAAACUGUUUACUGUUAAUGCCAAAACAUUGAAAACUGUAUUGAAAACUUUAGUUUUAUACAGUAGUACUGCCUUUCAGAUUUGAUGGGGCUGUUUUAACAUGUUUCUGAGUCAGAGAUCAUUCAGUUUUGUAGACUUUUGUUCCUUUAAAAAAAACCUCAAAAAAUACAUUGUUUCAUGUGUGGUUCUGAGGGAGUGAUUGUGCAUUCUUUUCACAUCAUACAGGUUCCCUCUAAGCAGCUGAAGGCAACCGUGCGCCUGGAAAGCAUGGCCUCUGCGGACGUGUCUCAGUCACGGGCCACACAGGCCGCAAAGGCGUUGCCAAGAACUAGGUCUCUCCCAAGAGCAAAGCACCCUGAAAGUUCAUUUUAAGUGUAGUUAACCCAUACUUGCAGUUAUACUCAAAGUAUUUAUACAUAGUUAUAGUUUUGUAAGAGCAAAAGAUUGCAGUUAUCUUGUUUUAUCAAAUAAGUAUUUUUUUAAAAAAAAGACAGAAGCAUAAGGACCAAUAACUGCUCACACAAUAAAUACUUGGUAUAUUUUUUUAUUGCAACUGACUUUGUACAUCUUCCUAAUAAUACAGUAACUGCCAAUGAAAAGUUGAGAAAAAUCCACUUAUCUUAUUUAACAUGUACAGUGUUGUUUUUUAAAUGAAACCACAAUCCCACUUUGUCCUUUGUGAGAGCAAUCUGUUUUCUUUCUGAAUAUUUCUUCUUAAAAGAAAAACCAGUGAUAGGUGUCACUCUUAACACGUCUUUUUCUCUUACAAAAAGGAUUAACCAAACAAAUUAAUGAGACAAACAAGAUAGAAUAUUUAACUUCCUUAAGCAAACAUGUAAAUGGUUUUUAAAUACAUGGUAAUUAAGUUAUUCCUGAGUAAGCUCACAUCAUAAUUCUCCAGUAUAAUUUAUUCAUUACAUACCAGCAGGAUAUGAAAUACUUUACUUUUUCAAAUACAAUUUUUUUUUUAAUUUUAUAAUUCAGAUUUUUAACUAAUUCGAACUGGGCCUUCCAUGAAUUAUCCAAAGUAGAGGAAAGUUUCUCAAAUAGAUCUAAAUCUCAAGGAAACACUUCAGUUUCCUCCCAUGAUCCCUGACCGGUAUGGGAGCUCUGAGUAGGACAGCUCUGCUUUUCACGGUCAAGAGAGUAUAAUGCACAAAGCAGGCCAACCUGUCUAGUGCAGUGUUGGGAUGGCAUGAAACAAUCUUGUAUUCCUAGGGUAUGUAAUUUCCAAAGUGCUUUCUCCUACCAUGUUACAUCUUUUCAGGCUUGAGCAAUCUAUCUGGAAAUAAUGUGUAACUUUUUCUAUUUUCACCAUAUUGAUCUGCAUUGCUCUUUCAUUUAUUAGGGAUGAAGAAUGUUGCUUUCACUCCGUAGUAUUAUUUAUCUUCUGUUGUAUGUGUAAGUGUAUAUAACUUGUCCAUUUUCCAGUUUUCAAAAUGAUCUGUAUGUACUUUUGGUUAUGUUAAUAAAGUGAUAGUGUGAGAUACCAUCUUUAUGUAACUCGUAUUAACAGAGGUCAGUUUCCCAGGUACUGACUUUUCAUAUCUCACUUGGUUAUCAUUAUGUGGGGAAGAAGAGAUGCUUAUUUUUUCUUUUCAGUUCUGUGAUGUUCAUCCUAUUUUCUCUUGUGUUUUUAUGUCACGUUCUCCCAUUUCAGGAGCAAUUAUGUUUGCCUCUCCACAUUUUAGAAGAGAAAGGUUUGAGCCAGGUUGCAGUGACGGUCCAGGCUCUCCUGGAACUUGCCCCACCCAAACAGCAGCCGCCGCCGCCGCAGCACCAGCACCAGUUACCUGCUGUGUAA
This is a messenger RNA of Pteronotus mesoamericanus, 5349 nucleotides long. It is a transcript of the gene LRCH3, whose product is annotated as leucine rich repeats and calponin homology domain containing 3. The transcript has 21 exons. Bases 20 to 2413 code for a protein of 797 amino acids. NCBI's taxonomy places the organism in Eukaryota, Metazoa, Chordata, Mammalia, Chiroptera, Mormoopidae. The record is from RefSeq and is a predicted model, not a curated record. Gene Ontology annotation, molecular function: protein binding.